AAAAAAAAAAUAAAUUUGAAAUGUAAACAGAAACAAAAAAUAAUUAAUAAAAACUUUCCAAAAUCAGCCCAAUAUAUUUUUUGUCCCGAAAUCAGCCCAAUAUUAUGUAGUGUAAGUUAACGCUGUUCAACUACAACCUUUCUUUCAUAAAGUUAAUAAAAAGAGAAAUUUCUUUUAGUUUUAAGAAAUAUUUUAAGAAUAUACUUUUUCAUAGUUUUUGUUAAAUAUAUACUUUUUCAUAGUUAUCAACUUAAAAAGGCAAAAACAAAAAUGUGUAAAAUUGGAGGGAAGGGGAACAAGCGGCAAAUCGAGGAUUAGACACAGUGCGAGGAUGAAAACCCCAAUCCUUUCUGUUUUUCCUUCGUUUGUAUUCUUACUUUGUCCGAAAACUGCUGUUCGUGGAGUUAGUGGCCAUGGCUUUUGAUACUGUGGAUCUUCGUUCAAGCUUUUGCAAACGCUUCUUUUCUCGGAUUACAUUUCGGCCAACAUUAUGGGAAAGUUCUAGUUCUCCAUGUUUUUCUUUUUCCUGUUUACUCAGUGGAAGUUGAGCUUUUAGUAUUUUACCUAUAUGAGGGAUUUGUUCUUGCUGCGAAGGUGAAGAGAAGAGAGGGAAGUAUGUGAGCAUUCAAUGCUUUCUGAAGACAAUUAAUUUAUGCCCUCUACUUUCAGAAGUGGACUUGUGUGAACUGUUAAGCAAAUUUCAGCUGUGAAGUUGUAAACAAUGAGCAAAAAACACCAAACAUCUCAUCUCAAUAAUGAGAAUAUGGACGAUCUUUCAGCUCCUCCAGGUUUUGUGUCUCUUACGUCUUUCAUCCUGAAGAGGGUAGGAAAGAUUGAAGAAGCCAAUAAUUCCAAGGAAUUUCUGGAUUCAUCUACACGAAAGCCAACCUAUUUGGACAGCAUGUCUGGUGUGAAUGACAAUGCUAUGCUGAAAAAGACUCUUAGGCAAAUACCAAGGAUUAUCAUUGACCCAGCGAAUCACAACUCAGAGGUAACAGCUAGGUGGCGUCCUGUUGAUGCAAUAGCUAAUGUCCUUGAAGAGGCUCCUGUUUUCCAUCCAACAGGAGAGGAAUUCAAAGACAUUGUUCAGUAUAUUGCAAAGAUUCGUUCAACAGUUGAGGCUUAUGGAAUGUGCCGUAUUGUUCCACCUUCUUCCUGGAAACAUCCAGAAAAUAAAAUAUGUGAAAAUAAUAUGUUUGUUACCCAUAUUCAGCGGAUUGAUGGGGUUAAAACUCCAUAUUUGGAGAACAAAAUAUCUAGUCCUGUUGAAGGCCAGAAACAUAAGAGGAAAAGAAGCUUGAAAAUGGAUUUGGAAGUUGUUAAUGGACAUGCCACAUAUCUUGGUGAAGUUGCUCUAAAGCCUGGCCCAGAAUUCACUUUCAAAACUUUUAAGAAGUAUGCAGAUGAUUUCAAGGGUCAGUAUUUCUGCAAAAGUAAAGUUAGAAAUUCAGACGUAUGUUCAACUGCAUUUCAAAAGCAAUGGGAGCCAUCAGUAGAGAAUAUUGAAGGUGAAUAUAACCGUAUUGUUGUUAACCCAACUGAAGAAAUUGAGGUGCUUUGUGGUGACAAUUUGGAUCCUAAUGUUUUUGGUGGUGAAUACCCAGCAGUAACCGAUCCUUUAGAUGCAUCAGGUUAUCCUGAAAACGUAAAUUCUGGAUGGAACUUGAAUAAUUUACCUAGACUACCUGGUUCUCUUCUUUCUUUUGAAAGCCAUUACACUUGUCCUAUUUUAAUGCCUCGUGCUCGAAUAGGAAUGUGCUUUUCGUCUCUUCAUUGGAGAGUUGAAGAACAUAGAUUAUACUCACUAUGUUACAUGCAUAUGGGCGCUCCUAGAAUAUGGUAUUCUGUUCCUGGGAAAUGCAGUAUUAAGUUUGAGGAGACUAUGAAGAAUUUCGUUGCAAAUAUAUCAGAGCCAGAGUUACGUUAUAGGCUGGCCAAACAAUUCUCCCCCUCCAUAUUGAAGUCAGAGGGAAUACCUGUUUUUCGUUGCGUUCAGAAUCCUGGGGAGUUUGUACUUGUUCUCCCAGGAGCAUAUCAUUCAGGAUUUGAUUGUGGCUUUAAUCAUUCUGAGGCAGCAAAGUUUGCUCCCCUUGACUGGUUGCCUCAUGGACAGCUUGCUGUAGAAAAUUAUCAAAUGCUGGAGAGGAAGACAUCUAUAUCCCACGAUAAACUGUUGCUUGGAGCAGCUCAGGAAGCUGUCAGGGCACAGUGGGAACUCUCACUGCUGUGUAGGAAGAACACCUUAGAUAAUCUACGUUGGAAAGAUGCCUGCGGAAAGGAAGGAAUCUUGACAAAGGCGUUUAAGUCACGUGUCAAGAGUGAAAGCCUCAGGAGAGAAUAUCUAUGUAGCUCAUCGCAGUUGAUGAAGAUGGAUUUAAGUUUUGAUGCAACCAUAAAAAGGGAAUGCUGCAUUUGUUUCUUUGAUCUUCAUAUGGCUGCAGCAGGCUGUCCUUGUUCUUCAGACAGAUAUUCAUGUCUAAAUCAUGCAAAGCAGCUCUGCUCUUGUGCUUGGACUGAAAAGUUUUUCCUCUUCCGUUAUGAAAUUAGCGACUUGAAUAUUCUUGUUGAAGCUCUGGAAGGAAAACUAAGUUGUGUCUACAAAUGGGCCAAAGAGUAUCUGGGACUGGCUGUGAGCUCCCAUGUCUCUAAAAACAGUUUACAACCAACCAGGAAUACAGUUAAUCCAACCUCUCGUGAAGAUAAAUCAGAAAAGGAAGUGUAUGGCUUUGAACAUACAGCAAGACCCAAAAGCAGUAGGUCAGUCUCUCAAUACAAGGCAGAAAUAAAGGCUCGUUUACUCAAAACGACGAUCUCGAAGAAAGCAAAAGAUAAUGCAAAGGAAUCCGCUGCUGCUGCUACAUGCAGUGCUAUCGGUAGGAGUUCCACUUCUGGCUUCAGAGAAGAAAUGAAAGCACGUAUCCCUCAAUUACCAAUCUUGAACGACCUGAAAGCAAAAGUGAACACAGUAGAACCUAAAGAUAUCUCUAGCACAGCCAAGGGCAAAUCUGUUCUACCAAUGGAGCUUAUAUCUGAAGUUUCUGCAAGUUCAAGUGAAACCAGCUCCUCAGAAUCUGAGGAUUAAGCAGAAGCAGAUGUUGUCCACUGAGCAUGAAUUGAGUAAAGCCUACUGCUCUAAUUCGUCUCCUAAAGCAGCAAUCGUAGAGCAUUCAAUAUUCCACUCCUUACCGAUGACCAAAAAAAACAAAAAAAUGGGUGAUAAAUUCUCCAGAUAGUUCUGAUUAUAAGAAUCAUACUGCCAACCCAAUCUUAAUGUUCAAGGUGAGACAUGUAGAUCAUAGAUGUUCAAGCUCGAGUUAUAUAGUAACAACUAAAUUUGUUUCUUCUAGAUGAAAAAUGAAAAUUAAAAAUUUUAAUUA
This is a messenger RNA of Ziziphus jujuba (common jujube), 3377 nucleotides long. Its product is annotated as putative lysine-specific demethylase JMJ16. The record is from RefSeq and is a predicted model, not a curated record. The transcript is spliced from 10 exons. Lineage: Eukaryota; Viridiplantae; Streptophyta; Magnoliopsida; Rosales; Rhamnaceae. Gene Ontology annotation, biological process: chromatin remodeling. The coding region runs from base 722 to 3082 and encodes 786 amino acids. Gene Ontology annotation, molecular function: histone H3K4me/H3K4me2/H3K4me3 demethylase activity. Gene Ontology annotation, cellular component: nucleus.